Molecule: messenger RNA, 2114 nt
Organism: Melitaea cinxia (Glanville fritillary)
Lineage: Eukaryota; Metazoa; Arthropoda; Insecta; Lepidoptera; Nymphalidae
Gene: Pus10
Product: tRNA pseudouridine synthase Pus10
Exons: 13
Coding region: 76-1776 (566 amino acids)
Biological process (GO): tRNA pseudouridine synthesis
Molecular function (GO): pseudouridine synthase activity; RNA binding
Source: RefSeq, a predicted model, not a curated record
GUGUGAUGUGUUGUUAAUUGUGUCUUGUCGGAAAACACGCUGUUUUUAAAUUUCAUUUGUGAAAAAUAUGUAAAUAUGGAUCAAAAAGCUAUUUACAAGUUUUGUAAGGGCCUUGGCUGUUGUGUUGCGUGUUGCCUUCGAUACAUUGGAAUAAAGAACCCAAAUGCGUAUGAGGAUCCAAAAACUUUUGUACAGAGGUUUUAUGACAAAAUUGGACCAGAUUCGAAUGAAAUAAAAAAUGACUGUGAAUCUACAUCAAAGAGUGAGGAAAAUGCCAUAAAAAUUAAUACAAAUACAGAAACUAGCAAUGAGAUUAAGGAUAGUUCAAUGGAUGGUCCAGACAGUGUAAAUAUUACAAUAAAUAAUCUAAAUAGUGGAGCAUGUAGCAAUGGUGGGACGUCACCGCCACAUAAGAAACGGAAAAUAAAUAUUUGUGUCAGCUGCUUAGGAAUCUUGCAAGAGGAUAACUGGCAGCACAGCUUUGAGAUCGUCAAAGAUCUGUUGGAUAAGAAAGGAUAUGAAUGUACAUCGUAUGCCUGUGCGUUGUCAGCACCGAUCGCUACUUUGCUUCGAGAAAAAAUAAUUACUUUACACAUAGUCGACGAGUUUCCUCAGUAUGAUCCGAAAGUCCUGACCCCACUAAAGGAAGCUUGGAAGUGGUCGUACGGUGUGAAGCUCGGGACGUACGUCAACAAAACGUUGGACUCCGGUGCUAUCUCCCCGUUACUCGUCACUGUGAAUAUGGAUUACAUAGAUGAUCUACAGGAAUUAGAAAUAUUGAAAACGGUGUCACCACAACUUUUUGAAGAGCGUCGGAAACAGAAGAGACGAUUUGUAACAGAGUUUACAAGACCGUCUGUUGAACAGGCGUUAGAAAACGCAACUCUAUGGUCCCUAAAGGGCGCGGGGGCCCGCUUAGAAGAAGUCAGUGCCAAAGCUACUUGUGUGGGCGUCGGGGCCACACAUACACCUCUCUACCUCGCCGGCAGAUACGUGAAACUGAGCCGCAGCCUGCCGCAGUCGCCCUGGCUCCUGGACGGCCAGAGGGUCCUACCGUCGUCCGUCCAGGAGAUAAUAUUCGCCCCGCUCGCUAAACUUUACAGAUGGAAGGCUGCGGAUACAGAGCAUCAUCUGAAGUUAAUAAGUGCGGGGCGAGAGGACGUGGACGUGCGCUGCCUCGGGGACGGCAGGCCCUUCGCUGUGGAGAUAACCGACCCGAUCCGUCAGCUGACAGACGCAGAGCUGAAGCAGGCCUGCGAUGAGAUAUCCAGCAGUGGACAAGUUAUUGUGAAGCAAAUUGUUCCUAUUACGAGAGAAGACCUGGUCCAGUUGAAGAAAGGUGAAGAAACGAAGAGUAAGACGUACGAAGCGCUCUGCAUCAAGCUGGCACAUUCGAAAUAUGACCAAACCGACCACACUGGUCCAGUCCGAGUGACUCCAGAAGACAUCGAUCGUAUCAACACUUACACAAACACAGACACGGACGUCAGGAUCUCCAUAACUCAGAAGACCCCGAUCAGGGUUCUCCAUAGAAGACCAUUGCUCACCAGGACAAGGGAUAUCCUGGAGCUGACCGCUGAAAUUAUACCGGACCAUCCCCAGCUGUUCCUCGUCCGUGUCCGAACAUCAGCAGGCACAUACGUCAAGGAGUGGGUGCACGGCGAACUAAGGAGGUCAGCUCCGUCCCUUAGAGACAUCCUGGCGACAUCCACCGAUCUACUGGCACUGGACGUGGUGGCUGUACACCUGGCCUGGCCUCCUGCUCCUCCCACAUAAGCCUCAUCUACUGCCUCCACCCACACCAUCAGGGCCAUGCUAACUUCAGCCUCACCCGCUGUCCUCCCCCCUCCACAUCCUCAGCCUCGUCUACAGCCUCUCCCUAUAUUGGAGACAUACUAGCUGCCUGACGUCUUCAGCCUACCCUGAUAUCCCCGCACAUCAGCGUACCUUGAGCCCCUUGUACACUGAUGCUGACGCGAUGAGGAGCCAUUGAUAUCGAGCUGUUAACCAGAUCGUCUGGAACUGUAACCUCGGGCACUAACGCAGAUUUUAUUCUAUCAAAGAACGAAGGUUGAUAUUUUGUAAAUAUUUAAAUAAAAUUAUUUGAAUUUGAA